AUAUAUACGUAAAACAGAAGUUUGUGGUUUUUGUUGUCGUUGUUCUUAGACGUGUCUAUUGUUCCAAGAGAGAUCUGAGAGAUAGAAAGAGAGAGAGAAUGGCACUAGAAACUGCCAUUUUUCCAGCAGAUCCUUUCAGCAGCCAUGGCUACAAGGAUUUUCACACCUCCUUAGGAGGAGUUGGAACUUGGAGCCAUGCAGCUGCUGCUGCUGCUGCAGCAUAUACAGGUGGUCUCGAGAAAGUCGAUACGGAUCAAGAUCUCGAUAUGAUUUGGAACUGCUCGCCUAAUUCAUCACUACCCUUGCAGAGUUUUAAUAAUGAUCCAGCGGAUACCAUUUCUUCCUCCGCUGAAAAUUUCAGCGGCAGCAAUAAUAAUGGAUAUGUUGUCGGCGGCACUGUUGUUUCUCCGGUGAAAUCUACAGUUACUACUACUAUUACCGGCCGGAGAAAGAGACGGCGUACGAGAAGCAUCAAGAACAAGGAAGAUGUUGAGAAUCAGCGGAUGACUCACAUUGCUGUUGAACGCAAUAGGAGGAGACAAAUGAAUGAUUAUCUCUCUGUCCUCCGUUCUAUGAUGCCUUCUUCCUAUGUUCAAAGAGGAGACCAAGCAUCAAUUAUUGGAGGAGCCAUUAAUUUCGUGAAGGAGCUUGAGCAGCUUCUGCAAUUCCUAGAAACCCAGAAGCGAAACCAGCAAUCGGAUUCCAAUUUAUCUACCCUCUUCUCCGAUUUCUUCACCUUCCCUCAGUAUUCAACCUCGACCCAGUUCAACAACUCGUUAUCAUCAGAACCCAAAACAUUGAUGGCCGAGAAGCAGUCCACAGCAGCCAUUGCAGAUGUGGAAGUGACAAUGGUGGAAACCCAUGCCAGUAUCAAAGUGUUAAUAAAAAGGCAUAAAAAACAGCUCUUUAAAAUGGUUGUUGGUUUGCAUUCUCUACACCUCCUGAUUCUUCACCUCAACAUCACAACCGUUGAUAAUAUGGUCCUCUACUCUUUCAGCGUCCAGGUUGAGGAUGAUUCUCAGCUCACUUCAGUAAACGAGAUUUCAGCUUCAGUUUAUGAGAUGUUGGAGAGGAUCCAAGAGGAAGCCGAGUACAGCUGAAUAGGCCUAAAAAUUUCUCUUGUAAGCAGUGGCAAUAUAUAUAUAUAUAUAUAUAUACAUAUAUAUGUGCUUUGUGCUUCAUGUAACUGGACAAAUAAAUGCUUAGGAAAUUAGAUUAGGAUUUUUUCUUAUGGUUUUGCAUUUGGGUUAAUAUUUUAAUUUUCUACAAUGAAAGUGACAUGGGCUUAAAAAUCUGAAUGAAUAGCUUUAUACUUUGUUCA
This is a messenger RNA of Ziziphus jujuba (common jujube), 1321 nucleotides long. Its product is annotated as transcription factor bHLH94. NCBI's taxonomy places the organism in Eukaryota, Viridiplantae, Streptophyta, Magnoliopsida, Rosales, Rhamnaceae. Gene Ontology annotation, biological process: regulation of transcription by RNA polymerase II. Gene Ontology annotation, molecular function: RNA polymerase II cis-regulatory region sequence-specific DNA binding; protein dimerization activity; DNA-binding transcription factor activity, RNA polymerase II-specific. The coding region runs from base 99 to 1100 and encodes 333 amino acids. The record is from RefSeq and is a predicted model, not a curated record. The transcript is spliced from 3 exons.